This is a messenger RNA of Cynoglossus semilaevis (tongue sole), 5647 nucleotides long. Its product is annotated as collagen type IV alpha-3-binding protein-like. Lineage: Eukaryota; Metazoa; Chordata; Actinopteri; Pleuronectiformes; Cynoglossidae. Gene Ontology annotation, molecular function: lipid binding. Gene Ontology annotation, biological process: ER to Golgi ceramide transport. Bases 1004 to 2866 code for a protein of 620 amino acids. The transcript is spliced from 18 exons. The record is from RefSeq and is a predicted model, not a curated record.
CUUUUUCUUUGGCUUAUUUGGCAGAACGACACCUGCCAUGUUGCUGUUGUUUACUACACUCAACAGCAGCCGACUCGUGCACAACUCAUGCGAGAUUUGGAUAUGAAAUACGUGCUCCUCCCCGGAGAAACGAAAUCUCCCCGUCUGCCGAUUCUGACGCACUCGCUUCUUUUUUUUCCCCUGAUGGGAGUGCGUGCACGGUUGUUGUUGCGCUUAUUUCUUAUGCAAUGCAAUGCCUAUGCAUAUGCAUAGGCAUUGCAUUGCACGGAGGAGCAAGGAGGAGCUUCUGUGAGCAUCUGUGUGAACCAAAAAAAGAACGAAAACAAAAAAGAACGGCUCACAACCAAACGCGACUCGGUUCCCAUGGUUUAUGUUGAUGAGCCGUUCAAAAGAUCCGUGAACGUCACAACUCUCCUCUUGUCUCCAAGACCUAAAUCAAGAGACGCAGGCGAAUGAGUCCUGCUGCUACGGCUAUUAAGCGAGUGCGGAAUUGGAGCAGGGAUAUUAAUAGAGAGCGUAGCUCGACGUUUGCACGCUGAAGUUCAGUCGCAGCAGGAAAAACGUUCAGGGCUUGUGUUAUAUCGUUUCCCUCAUGUGGGCCGCAGCAUAUGAAGAGAGAGCUAACGACAACAAUCGCAAGUUACUCUAUAACUUAAUGUUUGUUUAAUGUUAGCCGUCUGACAGCUAACGCUAACUAGCUUCGCCUCUUUGGCAUUCAUCGUCAGUUUCAAAACAAAGCCCGCAAAAUAAACAGUGAAGUUGUAGAGUCAGCUGUCAUCAACGGAAAGGGACUGGGGUUUAGGUCUCAAGAAAUUGUAAACGCUGCUCAGUUGAUGUUUCUUUUUUCAUCCUUAUUUAAUGUCGUUAUUGCUCUGUAUAAAAAUCUGUCAGCAGGUCAAAUAGACAGCGACGUGCUUUAACUGACAACCAAAAGUAGCUGUUACCGUUUGGCUUGGAUUACAAGGAGGAAUCGCACCAAGUUGCUUUCGAAUCUUGGAUUUAAAUGUCUGAGAAGAGUUCGUCGUCUGGUUCGGACGAGGAUGUGGAGCCGGAAUCUAGGCAGCCGGUUGAAUUCGGAGGUGUUUUAAGCAAGUGGACAAACUACAUACACGGAUGGCAGGACCGAUGGGUGGUGUUGAAAAACAACACUUUGAGCUACUACAAAUCAGAGGAUGAACGGGAGUAUGGCUGCAGGGGUUCCCUGUGCCUCAGCAAGGCUGUCAUUACACCCCAUGAGUUUGACGAGUGUCGCUUUGACAUCAGCGUGAACGACAGUGUUUGGUACCUUAGAGCUGAAGAUCCUGAGCACAGACUCCAGUGGAUUGAGUCCAUAGAAAUGCACAAGGCUGGUUAUGGUUCAGAAACCAGCCUGAGGCAUCAUGGUUCCAUGUUGUCUCUCACCUCAGCAGCCAGUGUCUUGUCUGCCACCUCCACAUCCUCCUUCAAGAAAGGUCACAGACUAUGUGAGAAGUUAGCAGAAAUGGAAACCUUUCGAGACAUUCUGUGCAGACAAGUGGACACCCUGCAGAGAUACUUUGACUCCUGUGCUGAUGCUGUCUCUAAAGAUGUAUUUCAGAGGGACAAAGUAGAGGAUGAUGAAGAUGAGUUUCCCACCAACACAAGACCUGAUGGAGAAUGUAAUCACAACAACAACAGCAGCAAAGAGAAAUUGUUCCCUCCGUCCAGUCCCAAAGGUAUCAAUGGCAUCGACUUUAAAGGUGAAGCCAUAACAUUCAAGGCAACGACAGCAGGCAUCCUCUCCACCCUUUCCCACUGCAUUGAACUCAUGGUCAAGCGAGAGGACAGCUGGCAGAAAAAACUGGACAAGGAGUUGGAGAAGAGGAGGAGGGUAGAAGAUGCCUACAAGUGUGCUGUGAACGAACUGAAGACAAAGUCACACUACGGAGGCCCAGACUAUGAGGAAGGGCCAAACAGCCUGAUCAAUGAAGAAGAGUUUUUUGAUGCAGUGGAAGCGGAGCUGGACAGACAAGACAAGAUAGAAGAGCAGAGCCAGUCAGAGAAAGUCAGAAUAUCCCGACCGCCGUCCGUUACACCUGGAGAUGUCUAUUCCACCAUCAGCACACACCGGCUGGCCAACAAGCCCCAUAGCCAUUCUUCCUCGCUGUCCUCCGUUGAGCUAGUCAGUGCUUCAGAAGACCUUCACAGAUUCAGCACUGAGGUGGAGGAGAUGGUGCAGAACCAUAUGACUUACUCUUUACAGGACGUGGGUGGAGAUGCCAACUGGCAGUUGGUGAUAGAAGAAGGAGAGAUGAAGGUGUACAGGAGAGAGGUGGAAGAGAAUGGUAUUGUCUUGGAUCCACUCAAAGCCACGCAUUCAGUGAAGGGUGUGACAGGACACGAGGUCUGUCACUAUUUCUGGGACACGGAUGUUCGAAUGGACUGGGAGACCACCAUUGAAAACUUCAAUGUGGUGGAGACACUUUCUGACAACGCAACAAUUGUUUACCAGACACACAAGAGAGUGUGGCCGGCCUCUCAGAGAGAUGUGCUGUAUUUGUCCGCCAUGAGGAAGAUCAUAGCAACAAAUGAAAAUGAUCCUGACACAUGGUUGGUUUGUAACUUCUCUGUGGACCACAACGACACCCCUCCCACAAACAGGUGUGUUCGUGCCAAAAUCAAUGUUGCUAUGAUUUGCCAAACUCUGGUCAGCCCACCAGAGGGUGAUAAGGAGAUAAGCAGAGACAACAUCCUUUGUAAGAUCACCUACGUUGCCAAUGUAAACCCAGGAGGCUGGGCUCCGGCCUCCGUCCUCAGAGCUGUGGCCAAGAGAGAGUAUCCUAAGUUUCUAAAGCGCUUCACUUCCUACGUACAGGAAAAAACUGCUGGGAAGACCAUACUGUUCUGAACACUAAGCGGUCAGACGACCAGUCUGUGGAGAAGACGUUCAGCAUUAAACUGGCUCUGGAUGAACCAACUCUCCUGACAGUGAGACCAGACGGGUCUGGUCCACUGGAGACAGGUUUCGGAGCUUUAAUCCAUCACUAAUUCCUAAUCCAGUCACACCAGACCAGCUCAACACUUACCUGUUGUUCAUGGCUGCAGAGAAAACAUCUCCUGUUUGCAUUUCUAAAAGAAGAUGAUUGCAGAAUUUUAUUUUUAAAUUGUUUUGUACGUUACAAAAAAAAACCUACUCCACGACUUUCUUUGGGAUUUGCUUUAAUCACUAGUAUUACAGCUCCAUGUUUUGCUGCUGUUAAAUUAACCAUCGUGAGCGAGGCGAGUAAAUGUGAAGAGAUAAAAGCAUGGAUGAGGUUUUGGUACAGUGUUUUUGUUGUUGUUGUUGUUUUCUUUUCCCCCAGUCUUUCAUGCCUUCUCUCUCCCUCUGGUGAUGACUCUGUAGUUUGAUGGAGGGUCAGAGCCUGGAGCUUUGAAAUCUUUGUAUUUAUAAUGUAGAUUGUUAUAAAGCAGCUUUCUAAGAGACACAGUGUCAUGUACAUAGGCUUAUUGUUGGUUUAGUUUAUCAAUGUGAGGAAUAUGAAUUGAUUGUUGAGCUCUGUAAUGGAGUUGAAGAGUACUCACCCAGUUGAUUCAGUACAGACCAAGCUUAUUUACACAAACAACAAUAAUGCAACAUGUCGUGUCUGUUGGUACAAAGCUGUGGUUCAUUGACAUUCCUGAACCACAGUGUUCCACAGAAACAUACUCUCAAACGACCAUCCACAGUAACUGAUGUGAAGAUCUUCUGUUGAAGAGCAUUACAUAGAAUUAUUCCACACAUUUUACAUUGUUUUCUAUGUCAAAAAAGGACUUCUGGAGGAUCAGGAAAAUAUGUCAAAGUUUUUAGACCCCUCUGUAAAACGUCUGUGUGAAACAGUGACACCAAGAUAUUACAUUUUGUCAUCUUUCUUUAAUCUGUAAUCUGUACAUUUCAGUUGAAAACAGUUAAAAUGUAAUGUUGAAAAACAAAUCUGAAGGCAAACUUAAAUUGGAGUUUGGUUUAUUUGUGGCCUUUGUAAAGUGACAACUGCUUGGUAUUGGUUUGUAGGUGAUUGGUUAAUACUGAACACAGGCACAUCCUCUAGUGAUGAGAGGUCGUGUUCACUUGUACUAAGAUGGAUUUCACUUGAAAUCUACAAAUGAUCUGAUUAAAGAUGUAAAAGUUCUGAAACUAAAUGUCUUUGUUGGUGUCAUUGUUUGACAAUGAAAACCAUGGCUGUUUGUGUCCACCUUGUGUGACAUUUCACCUUCCACAUUACAGUGCAGUGACCUCCUGCCCUUUGAUUGACAAACUGCCCUGAGGAAUGCCUUAGAAAACCAGGACAAAGAUUCUGAUGUUCUCUACUGUACAGCUUCCACCAGACGUGCAUUUAUCAUCAAGGGGUGAGGGGAGGGUCAGCAUUUCACAUCAUCUUACCUCAUCAUUUACUGUAAUUUUUGCUCUGCAGUCAUGUACCUAUGAGUCUUAAGGUGUUUGGGAUCAGGGAGCAGCUCAUUGGUUAAUUCAAGGAUGAAUAGAGGAAUAAAAGCCCAAGGCCACAUCUAUGGAGGGUGCAUUUAUCAUUUUUAUGUUUGACAUUUUCUCAGUAAUCUACACUUUGUAUAUUUCCAACUUGUACAUGUCGUUUUAUAAUUUGCACAAAAUGUAACACAGUUUGACAAUGUCCUGUAAAUUAAAAUUGUUACACAAGAGAUUCUAACCAAUGGCUAAGAGCUUACUGACGAUGAUGCAAAAAUUGGGUUAAGUCUUCAGUGAAGCCUUUUUAGUUUAGAGUGCCAGGCAAAUUGAAGAAGUGCCAGUUAUGUGUCCAGUCUGCCAGAAGCCAGGUCACUGAAGAAAGAUCUGAGUCAUGUCUCCAGGGCUUUGUGUUGCUCUGAGUCACAAAAAAUAAAGUGGAAGUUUUAAUGGUUUCCAGGCUGCCUUCAGGUCACUUUGGCAAGUUUUCAGGAUACCAACUCAACAGAUGCAAGUCACUAAAGACACAUUUAAUUGCAGUUUGUGUUAAAGUUUUAAGUCAUCAUAUUUAAGAGUUGAUCUCUAAAAACAAAGGUCAAGUCUCCCAAGUCAAGACUCCAGUGUUUAGUCUUUUGAACAACCCAAGUUCAACCUUCUGACAUGUCAUAGUCACAGAUGUUUUAGGUUAGUCAUUUUGCAUUAAAUUCGAGUCCAAAUCGCAAGAACAUUUUUGAGUCGAUUCUCUUGAGUGGUGUCCAAACAGUUUGAACUGUGACUCCUAUGUGAUACGGAAAUGUUCCAGUCAAGUCGGAGUGAGGUCACUGAAGAAAACAUUUCAAGUCUGUUAAGUAUCAUUCUCAAGUCAUGACUUGAGGAUAACAAAAGUCUGUUAGGAUCCAUGCAGCACCGGCUCCCCCCAGGGCUGCGUGCUGAGCCCCCUCCUAUUCACCCUGCUCACACACGACUGCUCAGCACUACAUCCGAGCUGUCUGAUUGUGAAGUUCAAGGAUGAUAGAGCCGUGGUCGGACGCAUUACAGCCAACGAUGAGUCCAACUACAGGCAGCAGGUAGAACAUCUGGAGGGUUGGUGUAGAGAAAACAACCUCUGCAUCAAUGCAAAGAAGACCAAGGAGAUGAUCAUCGACUUCAGAAGGGGGAGACACCCCCCCCCCCCUGCACAUUGGAGGGACAGCGGUGGAAGUGGUCUCCAGCUUUAGGUAUCUGGGAGUACAC